Messenger RNA from Procambarus clarkii (red swamp crayfish), 616 nucleotides. The record is from RefSeq and is a predicted model, not a curated record. Lineage: Eukaryota; Metazoa; Arthropoda; Malacostraca; Decapoda; Cambaridae.
AGUACAAAGCUGCCUGCUGGAGGCUGCUCCUCAUACAGCUUCUGCCAGCAAGAUGAAGUGCCUCCUGGUCCUACUCGCCCAAGCCGCCCUCACAUGUUCUCAGGGGCCGCCACAGUGCCAGUGUGGCAUCUUUGUCAAUGAUCAAAUUGAAGAGAUCGAGGUACUUUCCUUCCCACCCAUAGAAGUGGAGGGCUGUGAAGAUGCAGAGACCUGCAGCUCCACUUGCGAUUAUGAGUGGUCCUCAGUAACCAACAACGGCGACUUGGACACAGUGCUUGAUAACGGUGAGACGGUCGGACAACACAUAUGCAACGUCUUGGCUCGUGAGGGACAUGAGAACUACGGACCUGGUGAAGUGCUCCUGUACUACAGGCUCUGCGAAGGCACAUGGCAGUACGAUGAUGAGGAGAGCAGAUUGAAUAUAUGUUGUAGCGGUGGUCAGUACCACGCCUGUGAUAACCCACCACCUCGUCCUCUCGUUGUCAAGUCUCUCUAACAGCUGACGUGACACACAAAACAUUUACUUGCUGAGAAUGAGUCUGCUUCGUUAGUUGCAUAGUCAAGGUAUAUUAUGUUCAUUUAAUAUUCAAUAAAACUUUAAUUCCGAGCAGAAUCG